Molecule: messenger RNA, 4683 nt
Organism: Danaus plexippus (monarch butterfly)
Lineage: Eukaryota; Metazoa; Arthropoda; Insecta; Lepidoptera; Nymphalidae
Gene: raw
Exons: 14
Coding region: 784-3120 (778 amino acids)
Cellular component (GO): plasma membrane
Source: RefSeq, a predicted model, not a curated record
UGAGGAUUGCAAGUGAAUUUCUUGUAUUAUGUAAACGAAUUGUACUUGUGUUUGUUUACUUACUUUAUGUAAAACAAUACUAUGUAUUAAACGUUAAAGCAUACCUGUUAUCAGUGUCUAGUCAACAAUACUGACUCCUACCAAGUUAGAUGGAAUAUAUUUUUUCAGCGUUGCUAUUCGCGUUCCGUUUUGAGUAUGAGCGAUAAUAGAGCUCGAACGUGAUUCGUGAAAUAUCGUGGUACAAGUGUAGGGUCGGGCGAACGCUAUCGUUCGUCAGUCAUCAGUACUGCGCUACCGUCGCCGCAGCGUGGUGCUGUCCGCAUAUUAAAACGAUCGUUAAUUGAACCGUUCCAGGUUAUUUACAGUUCGGUUGUGUACAUUACAAUCAUGUCGUAACCAGUGGAAGCUUCCCCAUUGAUCCGUUAACGGUUGAACCGUACUCUUGAACUGUCCGCGGUGAACAUGGCCCCCCAUACAUUGAACGUUAUCGAGCAUCCUAAAGGGAUGCGUAAAUCGUGAAAUCGUGUCGUGCUAUGUAUUUACAAUAUAAUGUCAUUUUACGAUUAUAUUAAUGAUGUUUGUGCUGUUUUAGUUUUCUCUUUUAACUAUAGGCGGAAAACGAUAUUAAGAUGAACGUUGCUGGAUUACUUCACAUAAUAAGAUAUACGUCAAUAUCUAUGAGAUAUUUAUGAGAAGAUAAUUAUUGACUGUAAAGUGUAGUGAAAUAUAACAAUGGAUUCGAACAUACAAUAAGUGUAGUGUUAUAAAAUAGUGUAAGCAGAAAUGGAGGGUGCCAUAUUGAGCACCCCAAGUAGCAGCAGAUUUCGCGCUCAUUUGAAGAAUGCGGCGACGGCUCUGUGCGCGAGGACGCUGCCUAAGACUCGAUGCAGCGAACAGUCGGCUAGUUCAGCUCGGCAUCACACGUAUCCAAGGACUACUCCUCCCAAGAGAGCUGCUAUACCGUGCAGGAUGGAACCACUCAUGUGUGAACUGCCAACAUUACAGACAGAAGCCAUCCAUCGUGUCACACCAGCGACGAGCAAACCCAAUGGGGUUAAAUUGAAGGGAACGUUCGCUAGGGAGGUGGCGCACGCUUGGGAGUGCCGCAUCGGCCCGCCCGACCAUCCGGCGCCCGCCCACCGUGUGCAGAGCCUCUUCAACGAUAUCGAAUUGUAUCCAACUAAAACACAGGUUUUUGAGAUGCUGGUCUGUGCACGUCAGUGUGCACGCAGAAAAUCAUUAAUCCUAACGUUUGGGGAGUUUUGCGUUUUCGCCGCUGAACUACGACGCUGUUCCAGACAAACAAGACAAACAUCGAACAAACCGGAUUCGCCCGUGAGGAAUCUAGACAAAGAACUACGGGAUAAAGAAGCUAUAUGCAAAUAUGUUAACGGCAGCGAGGCGUCGCCACCUCCUUGCGAGGUGUUCCUCGGGGGAUCCUGCAACCCCACAACUUGGCGGUCAGACAUCGCUAUACCGAUGCUCAAGAAGAUGGGCAUCACGUAUUUCAAUCCACAAGUAGAGGACUGGUCGACGGAGCUGAUAGAGGUAGAACAUCGUGCGAAGGCGGAGGCGAGAGCGUUACUGUUCGUGUUGGACAGCGAGACGAGGGCUGUGGCGGCCAGCGUAGAGGCAGCACACCUCGCUGCCGCGCCCAGAGACCUCCUGCUGGUGUUGAGGCCCUACUCCAGACAUCAGACUAUAGGACGAGAGACUAUAUCGGAUCUGGAAUACGUAGAGCUGUCUCGAGCCCGAGCCACAUUACAAGAGGCUGUAGAGCGGCGCGGUCUGCCGGCCUUCACAGAUAUUCCGGCGGCGCUGCGGUGCGCGGGCGCAGUGCUUCGCGGCGCCCGUACGCACCCCCGACACUCGUUGGGCCACACAAUCCUACGGUUGAAACGCGCGUACGAUGCAGCCGGCGGUAGAAACGCUCGUCUGCCGCGCUCUAGAGCAGUCGACGCUCUUAAGGAGGCGACUCGAACGCCGCGUGACGUCGCCGAGCGCUGCUUACCGCCUAAUGCUACCACUGUGGACUUUGAAACGUUCUGUGCCGCUGUUGCCGAAUUAGCCUCUGAUAAUGGACCCCAUACACCGCGCUCGCCGUCCGUGUCGAGCGUCGCCUCGCGUGUCCGCCGCGCGUUCCGCUCGCUCCGUGAUUUACUAACGUCAUCUACUUUGACGUCUGAUUACCGUAACGGUCAAGAGGAACGUUCAGAUCGCCCUGAAGCGAGCAGCUCGGAGAGGUCCCGCGAGAAUGGACUUAGGGUUCACAACGCCCGGUUGAGGGCCUACGGGCAGAAACUAUCUCUAUAUAUACCUAAGAAUGUCAGUCGUACGGAGGAGGGGUCAGCUCCCAAGUCUGGUGAUUCAGUGUUAACGCCGGGCACGGAGCGCCGCCUCGAGCGUCUGCCCUCCAUGGUGGCGCACACGCACGACGUCUACCUAGGAGGAAACUUCCCGACGAACAGCACCAGACCAGAGGAGGUGCUCCGCCGCGAAGGUUACACGUACGUGGUCCCGCGAGCUAACGACUACACACGGAUGUUCUCAGCACCCGCAAGGCGGACGGCGCCUACCACGGAUUCGCCAUGCAGGGACAAGAAACCGCGGCCCGACCACGACCACGACCACGAUGACCACGGUGACCACGGUGACCACAAUCCUGAGAGAACGGAACGACCCUCACCCACCGCCCUCUCGCCGACGGAUGUGGUGUUCAGGGAGAAGACUGCUGACGAUAGAACAGCUGAUCGCUUGAGCGCCUCAGACUUCUAUAAAGUGUCGGAGGAUAUAACACCGCAGCCUUUCAAAGGUACAUAUGAUGAGGAGCAGUUGGCUGGGUCUCGAGUGGCGUUGUUCAGCCUGAGCGCGGAGGCGCCGGGGUUUGCGGCCAUGGUGUUAGCGGCGCACCACAUGGGGCUGCGAGCCAGUAACACUGUACUGCUAGUACAAACCAUGGACCGAGAUAGAGCGCCCAAGUACAGCGAAGCGGCCGUUAAGGACUACAACCGCGGCCGACACUACCUUAUAGAUCUGGCUCGCCGAGCCGCCGUGCCUGUGUUCGACAACCUGGACGCGGCCAUGGCCUGCGUUAUAGACAAACUGAGGACCACCAACUAAUUAUAAACAGCCAGUGACAACCCUAGCGUAAUACUGGCACAGAUUAAAAAAGUCUAGUUGAAAAUCUUACUAGCAAUCCUUUACAACUAUAUAUAAUAUUACAUUUCUAAGUUUUAUCAUAGCAUUGGAGCUAGACCAUCCCGAGUACUGAGAUACGUCUUUACUCGUCAUUAUUUAUUUAUUAUGAUAUGUUAGUACAUAUUAAUGAACUGUAUCCCGGUCGCUCAUACUAAGCCAUCACAGGAUAUACAAUUUUUUUAACAUAACUAUACAAAUUUUGUUAGUCUAUAAACUAGAACGCUUUAACGAAGAAUUCUAUGCUCAGUACAAACACCAGUUGGUUGAAGAUCGGCCCAUAUUAAUUAUAUAAUAAUGUAUAUGCUAUCGCGAAUCUCAUAAGACUUACGUGAGUCGGGUUCCCCAUACGUAACUAUAGAAUUUGUAUCACAUCACUACGUAACGGAAACAUCACAAGACUAUUCAAUACCUUGCCGGCAUUUCCAACGAGUCUCACACACAUGUACUUAUAUCUCACGAGUUGAUAGUUUCGAUUUUGGAACACUUUAGUCUAGUACAAACAAUCUCUCUUUUACUUCGUCACUCUCUAUAUCUGUAAUGAAAGUGUAGCCAAUAAUAUAUAAAGUAUGAAAGUAACCGCGUGGAAGAUAAUGAAUAACAUUGAGUUCAACAAAUCUCUGUGAUGAAUUUGUUUAGGGAAUUAUUUUGCUGUAUUUUCAAUGCAUAAGUAGUUUAGCGUGUAAUAAUAAUGUAGGAUCUAAAUGCAGGCGGAGAAUGAUAAUAUUAUGUUAACAUUUUAGUGAAUCUUAACAUGACAAAUGCACAUGUCAGUACAGAGUGAGUGGAGCGCACGUUCAGAAAUCCUAUGUUAUUUACAUGGAACGGGAGCUUAAAUUGACUGAUGUUAUAUCUUAAAGUGUUGUUUGUCGUACUGUUUAGGAUGUAUGGUGGGUCUUAUAGACAAUUCUCUCAAAUUGGAUCUUUUAAAUGUAUUGGCAUAGUGCUGUUAAUUAAUAUGCGAACAUUUACUAAACAAAUUCGGAUAAUGGAAAGUACAAAUAUGUCUUGCUCAUGUAGCAACUAGCGAAUAUAAAAAUAUGUUGUAAACGUUAUAUGGAAUAAAUUUCUUAUGCAAAAUUAAUCUUUUAUCACAUUAUACUCAUUUUUAAAUUUAAUUUUAAUGAUUUUUAUAGAUUUCUAAAAAAAUUCAUAUGCAAAAUUUUACUUACGAAUAUUUGGUCAGGCUUUUAAAGCCGAUCCCAUACCUUAUUUAGGUAGCAUAGGUAACAUAAUAUUUCUCUUUAGGAUUUAAGUCGCAAAACACUUGACCCACUGUCGCUAAAAUAUUACAAUUUGAUAUAAUCGGCAAAUAUUAUUUGCUAGUCACAUUAUCCAUUAACAUUAUUAAGUACUCUGUAAUAUUGUUUGAUAGUACAAAAAUCUAAUUUAUAGUGAAAAAUAUUUCAUAUAUUAAUUGUAAUUAUAUGCCAUGUACGCUUAUUUUAAACUAAAACAUCACAUGUAAAUAUAGAAAAAUUGUAAUUA